AUGAAGCGACCCUCGGCUGCUGUUGUUAUGAUGAAGAAGAGCAAGAAGAUUAUCAUCAAGAAGAACGGCAAGCCCGGCAAGAGUGGUGGCCCAGUCAUCAAGAAGAAGCCCGGUGCCGGGCCCACGACAUUGAAGGAUGCCGUCGAUGGCAUCAAGAAGUCGUCCAUGGACAAGGACAACAUGUGGGACGACAAGUCGGCCUCAGAGGACAACGGUGCGGGCUCAUCCACGGACUGCAAGAGAGACAAAGGGAAAUCAGAGAAGUUCACGAAGAUGAAAUUGGCAGGGAGUUUGCCACCGUACGUGGUGGACUUGUACGACAAUGCUGCCAACCAGAAAGAGUCCCCUCGCCAGUUCCGCACGGAGAUUAUCAACUCCUUGUUCAAGAGGAACCCCAACGGUGCGGGCUCAUCCACGGACUGCAAGAGAGACAAAGGGAAAUCAGAGAAGUUCACGAAGAUGAAAUUGGCAGGGAGUUUGCCACCGUACGUGGUGGACUUGUACGACAAUGCUGCCAACCAGAAAGAGUCCCCUCGCCAGUUCCGCACGGAGAUUAUCAACUCCUUGUUCAAGAGGAACCCCAAGACCGGGCGGUACAGCUUGAUUGACAACCAGCCGUUAUUUACGGAAGCGAAGCGGGUCUGGGAGAAAAAGUUCGGCACCGAUGGCAAGGAGAGCUACACGAAGCUCGUCAUGCGAGGACUUUUCUUCGGAAACUCGGAGUCAGCUGGAGAGGUCACCGAGUUCAAGUCCAAGGACGGAACAUGUUUCUACUCGUUCCGCAAAAUGACAGCUGGUGUUGAAACCGGACAAGAGAGCAGCCUGGGCUACACGAAGCAGGCCAAGGGCACUCAGCAGCAAGCGGACAUCGAUUGGAGCAUGCCCUACAAGGGUACCGAUGGCCUGGUGGUUGAGCCUGGCAAGAAGCUGCCGAAGCCCAUGGCGGCCUUCUUGGAGAAGGCGGUGGCCACACAGAUCCGCUUGGGUGGCGAGACCAUGCUUCCUCAGGAGUCGUCGGACGUGUAUGACAAGCUCAAGAAGGCCUACGUUGAGAGCCAGAAGAUGCUCGGCGAAUGCCGCCAUAUCCUGGCCUGGAAGGAGAUGCCUGAUUCGCAACCUGUUUCAAAAGACAAUUUCGACAAGUUCAUGACAUUUGUCGCCAAGCAGACGUUGGCCCACCACGAGUUGCUCGCAAACGGCAAAGCCGUUGUCAAGGAGGAGCGAAAAGACUCCGAGGUGGUAUCCGGCAAAGACUACGAGCAGCUGGAGCUUAUGCAAGAUAUCCACUCAACUUUGCAGGAGCACGGUGAGGAGCCGACCUCAUCCACUUCCCAGCGGGUGGAGCCGAAUAUUGCCGUCGCCGAAACAUACAAAGCCAAGCUCCACUUUGCAAACCCCGCAGGUGAACAUACACAAGAGGUAUUGUUACCUCAUGAGCUGUUCGCUUCAAUGUUCGAGCAUGAGAAUGAGGCUUUCUUUCGCAAUGUAGCCAGCGACGAGGGUACACGUACAAAGUUCUGGGAUCGCAUGCGAUCUCACUCCCACCCGGCUUGGGAAAAUCACCCGCUGCUGCAUCGCAACAUCAAAAAGGCGAUUCCUAUUUCGGUUCACGGCGACGAGGUUCCCAUCGCUGGGAUUGGAAAGCAGUGGUCCAAGAAGCUCGUCAACGUGUCAUGGGCAAGCUUGCUGGGCAAGACUGAAACGAAGUCGACACAGUUCUGGUCGAUGGGACUGGUAGAGAAAACCGAUGUUAAGAAUGGCCCGUAUGCCACUAUGCGAAACCUCUGGAAGAUUUUGGCAUGGUCAUUUACUGCUCUCUGGUCUGGGCUAUGGCCGUUGACCGACCACGAAGGCAACAGGUUCAGAUCGAUGAGCCGUUUAUCCAUGUUCGUGCGAAAAACCGGAGGGCCAAAGCUCCGAGGAAAAGCAGGCGAACUGCGAUAUUUUGGGGAGGUGCUGUUGGCACUAUGGACAACAUAUUGCAGUAAUGAGCUGGAGCUUCACAAGAAGAUCACACUUCUCUUGAAAAGUAACGUUUUCAUGGAAAGGAAGCUGACGGAGACGAAGGGCCAGACUUCGAUGGAGGACGAGGAUGCUGAUGAGUUUAAUCAAGCAUGCUCCGAUAUGCUGGUACUUCAGAGUGAUCUUGCAAGGCAAUUUGCAGAGCAGGGCAAACUGUACUUCACUCUAACUUCGAAGGCACACCAGCUACAGCAUGCCUGUCUGCUCGUAUGGGCAUUUGUCGGCGAGGACCUCCAACAGAAGGUGCAGCGACUCGCUUCCAUGUCCCUGAAGGGGAAUGUUGGGCCUUAUGCUGUCAACAAGAUGCUCAGACGUUACCGGUUGGCCCUGAGCAUGAUCUGGCGAGAUCAAAGGACGAAUGCCUAA
This is a messenger RNA of Symbiodinium sp. CCMP2592, 2388 nucleotides long. The record is from the annotation of a GenBank genome assembly. Lineage: Eukaryota; Dinophyceae; Suessiales; Symbiodiniaceae.